UAGACCUAAUGCCCUGAAGACCCUCCAGUCUGCCCUCACUCGGCCCUACAGGCCACGGGCUAAGAUGGCAGCAGCAGCAGCAACAUGUCUGGAUGUGCCGGCCACUCCUGGAGUCCUGGUCAGGAGUAUUUUACUGCUCCUACUAAGCACUGAUCCUGUGUGGGGGAAUUCAACCAUCACACCAUACAACCAUACAGACUCUACAGCCCCUACAGAACCUACAGGACUCAACAUCGCAGCCAUUGUGGCCCCCACGGUCACGGUGGGUGUCUUAGUCAUAAUCCUGGCUGUUCUGGGCUGGCUCUUCUGUGUGGUGAGAAAGAAGAGGCAGACUGAGGGGACGUACAUGCCCAGUGCUGAGGAACAGUCUGGGACACGCAGUGUGGCGGCACUAGAUGCACUAAAACUACCCAAGGAGGAGAGACUCAUCUGAAAGCGGAUGCCAAGCGAUCAAAGACAAUCCUACAGAGAUACAAGCUGAACACAUGAUGACAAUAGGUGCAAAACAGUCGCUUCCUUGAGCUGAUCAAUGAAAGAGAAACCUCUAGUAUUUAGGAGAAGACAACGUGCCAAGUGUGAGGCGCUUGACAUGAUAAAUAUAUAUGAAAAUACAUUCAGCCACAUUUCUGCCUAUAGUACCAGGAACUUUAAGCAUCAUAAAAAUGAUGCUUUAAAUGGUUUUAAAUCAGUGUGUCUGCCUGUACAUCCACAGCCUUGAAAGUCCUGGAAAGCUCCAAGCUCCCUGUACCGACUCCCUGGUGCCUGUCAUUAGGCUUCAUCAUAUAUUGCUGCCAAAAAUAAAAGUGCCUGGAAUUGGUCCUUUCUAAGUAAAGUCACCUUUUUACAGAGAACAAAAUGUGACGUUCUCCAACCGAUCAGAAACGUUUGACUGCUGGCUCUGCUCUGUUAGUCCUACCUUAAAGAAAGGGACUGUUUAUUUAAAAAAACAGAUAAAAUUGAAGACUGUAUUUUAUCUGUCUUUUUGUUUUAGGACCCGCUGUAGAAACAUACAAAAUCCCUGGUACUGCUCACAUCACUGGUACCCAUUCCCUCUUUGCCCAUGUUGCUUCAUCAAAAGUUUUAUUUUUGUCAAACAUUUCAAUCUGGUUUUGGAUAUGUGUUUUUUUCUUUCUUUGCACAAGUAAAACAGAAGCAUCAGUAUUUAUCACCAAUGAUUUCAGAUUUCACAUGUUUAACUUUGCCUCAGUGAUGAUGCUUUGAUUCAUCCACACUGACUCUUUACUCCACAUCAUUUCCUCUGUUUACUACAAUCAGCACUAAGAGCGUCAAAUACAUUUGGAACGAACAUUUGUUGUAGGAGUGAGUACGGUUUAAAUCAUACAAAUGUAAAGGAUCACUAUUUAAAGAAAAUCAUUCCAUGGUAUCAACCUUGUCUAUAUUUGAUAUUUAUUAUUGCAUCUGUGUG
Messenger RNA from Cynoglossus semilaevis (tongue sole), 1426 nucleotides. It is a transcript of the gene crb3a, whose product is annotated as crumbs homolog 3a. The coding region runs from base 65 to 433 and encodes 122 amino acids. NCBI's taxonomy places the organism in Eukaryota, Metazoa, Chordata, Actinopteri, Pleuronectiformes, Cynoglossidae. The transcript has 3 exons. The record is from RefSeq and is a predicted model, not a curated record.